AUGAAAAAGAAAUGUGAGAACAUCUGCACUGUUGCAGUGGUACAGCUUAAGAAGACGACACUUUAUUGCGCAAUAGACGAGUUUACAAAUGAAAUAGAGGAAAUAUACACAAAUAGAGAGAAGUUGACAGCAUUCUACGAACAGGUUGCAGAAAAAUACAAAUUGAAGUGUGAAUACGGGCUGCUAUUUGUGGAGAAGCUGGUGAUGUACAGCAUGUUCAACAAGUUCAGAGUCAACAGAGGUGAUGCAGAUGCAUUUGUGAAUGAGAAGAUUCUUUUAUACCAGUGGAUCAAGCCAAUUCACCUGAAAUUGGAUGGAGUUUAUGCACAAAAUGAGAAAUUAUCAAGAAGCAUAAAUGACUUCAUACGAAUUGCAAAGAGCAAUAUUCCAUCUGUAAAGACAUUCUACAUGAUGGUGGCAUUUGAGAACAUGUUCAGAAAGUUUGGAGAGGAUCUCGAGUAUGACAAGAUGCUAUCGAUUGUAAUAUUCUGCCUGAUUAAGACGAAAAUCAAGGAUCUGAGUCUCCAUAUCAGAUUCAUGAGAUUGUUCAGAAGAGAGUACUUUAGGCCAUGUGAUAAGGAAUGUGAUCAUGGAUUCAGCAUGAAUGUCAGAUGUGAUUGUUUGGUCUCCAAGAACUGGUGUGGCCAGGAUCUCUACUAUUUGACUACAUGUGAGGCUGCUCUUGAAUUCAUUGAGAGAAUGGAAUACUACGAUCUGAAUGUUGAGGUGGAUGAAUACAACAACAAGUUGUCCAAGAAGCUAGAGAAACUGCGUCUCAAGGAGACACCCAAUAAUUUGAGCUCCUUUUUCAAGCACUAA
Molecule: messenger RNA, 819 nt
Organism: Enterospora canceri
Lineage: Eukaryota; Fungi; Microsporidia; Enterocytozoonidae
Source: the annotation of a GenBank genome assembly